AUGUACAACAUGAUGGAAACCGAGCUGAAGCCUCCCGCCCCCCAGCAAACUUCGGGGGGAGGCACGGGCAACUCCAACUCGGCCGCCAACAACCAGAAGAACAGCCCGGACCGGGUCAAGAGACCCAUGAACGCUUUCAUGGUGUGGUCCCGGGGCCAGCGGCGGAAGAUGGCCCAAGAGAACCCCAAGAUGCACAACUCCGAGAUCAGCAAGCGGCUCGGGGCGGAGUGGAAACUUUUAUCCGAGGCGGAGAAGAGACCUUUCAUUGACGAAGCCAAGCGGCUCCGAGCCCUGCAUAUGAAGGAACACCCGGAUUAUAAAUACCGACCCCGGAGGAAAACCAAGACCCUCAUGAAGAAGGAUAAGUACACGUUGCCCGGGGGCUUGCUGGCACCGGGCACCAAUACCAUGACCACUGGGGUAGGGGUUGGGGCCACCUUGGGAGCUGGGGUGAACCAGAGGAUGGACAGUUAUGCUCACAUGAACGGCUGGACCAACGGAGGCUAUGGGAUGAUGCAAGACCAGCUCGGCUACCCACAGCACCCGGGGUUGAACGCUCACAACGCGGCUCAAAUGCAGCCCAUGCACCGCUACGACGUGAGCGCCCUGCAGUACAACUCCAUGACCAGCUCGCAGACUUAUAUGAACGGAUCGCCCACCUACAGCAUGUCUUACUCCCAGCAAGGGACCCCGGGGAUGGCCCUGGGAUCCAUGGGCUCGGUGGUCAAGACGGAGUCCAGCUCGAGUCCCCCUGUAGUCACUUCUUCUUCCCAUUCAAGGGCUCCAUGCCAAGCUGGGGACCUUCGGGACAUGAUCAGCAUGUAUCUACCAGGUGCUGAAGUACCAGAACCAGCUGCCCCAAGCAGACUUCAUAUGUCCCAACACUACCAGAGUGCACCUGUUCCUGGUACAGCCAUUAAUGGCACACUUCCUCUAUCACAUAUGUAA
This is a messenger RNA of Emys orbicularis (European pond turtle), 948 nucleotides long. RefSeq names its product SRY-box transcription factor 2 (gene SOX2). The record is from RefSeq and is a predicted model, not a curated record. The transcript has a single exon. Gene Ontology annotation, molecular function: RNA polymerase II cis-regulatory region sequence-specific DNA binding; DNA-binding transcription factor activity, RNA polymerase II-specific. Bases 1 to 948 code for a protein of 315 amino acids. Lineage: Eukaryota; Metazoa; Chordata; Testudines; Emydidae. Gene Ontology annotation, biological process: positive regulation of transcription by RNA polymerase II; cell fate commitment; anatomical structure morphogenesis.